Messenger RNA from Ananas comosus (pineapple), 1844 nucleotides. RefSeq names its product RNA-binding protein 1-like. Bases 133 to 1629 code for a protein of 498 amino acids. Gene Ontology annotation, molecular function: RNA binding. The record is from RefSeq and is a predicted model, not a curated record. NCBI's taxonomy places the organism in Eukaryota, Viridiplantae, Streptophyta, Magnoliopsida, Poales, Bromeliaceae. The transcript is spliced from 3 exons.
UACUAUCUCGCAGCUCUUCUCCCGCCCCCGAUUCGUCGUUACGGUUUCCUUAAACCCUAGCGCUCCUCUUGUUCCUGCUCUAGGGUUUGGAUUGCCCCCUAAAAUCUCCGACUCGGUUGCUGCGGGGAAGAGAUGGAGGCCUCCUCAUCGUCGUCGGAGCCGGGGAAGCUCUUCGUGGGCGGGAUCUCGUCGGAGACGGAGGAGACGCAUCUCCGGGAGUACUUCGAGAAGUACGGGGCGGUGAAGGAGGCGGUGGUGGUGAAGGAGAGGGGGACGGGGAAGGUGAGGGGGUUCGCGUUCGUCGAGUUCUCCGACGCGGCGGCGGCGGAGAGGGUUCUGGAGGAGAAGGAGAGGACGAAGACGAAGCACGUGAUUUGUGGGAAAGAGGUAGAUGUGAAAAGAGCUUAUCCACGAAGUGAAAGAAACCAGAAUCACCACUACUCUCAAAAUGGAUAUCCAAAUCAAAGCCCACAUCAAAAUCCUUCACCAAGCAGGAGAUUUUUCAACAAUAAUAAUUUCAACGGGGGUCACUCUGAUUUAAAGAUCUUCGUUGGUGGUUUGCCUGCAACAACUGAAGAAUCAAAUUUCAAAAGGUACUUUGAGAAGUUUGGUACAAUAAAUGAUGUGGUUGUAAUGCAUGAUUCUAACACACAGAAGUCAAGAGGCUUUGGCUUUAUCACUUUUGACUCACCGGAUGCUGUGAAGGAAGUUUUGAAAAACAAUUUCCAUCAAUUGGAUGGAAAGAACGUAGAGGUUAAGAUAGCGGAGCCGAAGCAAGAAAAUAACAACAAUCAUAGCGGCAAUUUCACUCCAAGAACGUUUGGUAGAAGAGUGCCUCCUUUCGGUGGCUAUCAAGGCAGCAUGUAUCCACACCCACCGUAUGAUGGAGGAUAUGGUUUAUACCCUGGUUAUGCUGCACCACCUUUUCCUGGUUUUCCUUAUGCAGGAGGUGGUUAUCCAGCGGGAUAUGCCAUGGGGAACUAUGGUGGUGUGAGCUAUGGACACCACUACACGUACCCAUAUCCAUAUCCAAGGGGCCCUUGGAAUGGCUAUGGUAUGAUGGAUACGCAGAGUCCGGUACUCUAUGGAAAUGGUCCCAUGUACCCUAACUAUGUAAACGGAGGAGGCUUUGGUAGUUACGCACCUAUGGCCAGUGGCGUUUAUAAUCCAGAGAAUGGUUUAACCAAUGGAGAGCCUGUGGCCCAUGGUGGUUAUUAUGUAGACAACGGUUUAAGCAUCAGAGAACCUGCUCGUGAUGGUGCUCAUCAUGAAGGUUUAAGCAUCAGAGAGCCUGCUCGUGAUGGUGCUCAUCAUGAAGGUUUAAGCAACAGAGAGCCUGCCGCCGCUGGUGCUUAUCAUGUAGACAAUGGUUUAAGCAACAGAGAUCCUGCUGCUGAUGGUCCUCAUCGUGUAGAGAAUGGCUCAAGCAAUGGAGAGGCUAUGGCUGAUACUGCUCAUCAUGUAGAGAACGCUUUAAGCAAUAGAGAAUCUGCAGAGGAUGGUGCUUCUUAUGUGGAGAACGAUUUAAGUAACGGAGAAGGGAACCAAACUAGUUCGGAUGUACAGUCACAAGUGACAGGCGGCACAGCCACGGCACCCACAGAAACUGUGGAGUCGGAUCAGCAAUAACUUACCAUCUGGUGUUCGCCCUCUCUGAAGAUGAUAAGAAUUCUCAAAGUUCUCACUUACUCAGCGACAGAUAUACAAUGAUUAUUUCAUCCUUUGUUAUCAAUUUGUAUCUACUUCUGUUCACUGUAAACUGCUGUUGGAUGGUCAGCUGGUUGGACCCGCGUUUAAUUCUUUUAAACUCUUUUACUGAAUCAGUGUGUUAAUUGUUUGGACGA